Molecule: messenger RNA, 2175 nt
Organism: Sinocyclocheilus rhinocerous
Lineage: Eukaryota; Metazoa; Chordata; Actinopteri; Cypriniformes; Cyprinidae
Product: large subunit GTPase 1 homolog
Exons: 10
Coding region: 352-1857 (501 amino acids)
Biological process (GO): ribosomal subunit export from nucleus
Cellular component (GO): cytosol
Molecular function (GO): GTPase activity; GTP binding
Source: RefSeq, a predicted model, not a curated record
GUGCUUACCUUUUCCGCGGACAUAUUUUAGUGAGACACCUGGGACAAACCAAAAGUUUAGCGACGAUUUGUCUUUUCGCUUUUUUUCCCCCUCAGUCAGUUCUAUCAACCUUUAAACUGUAAACAUAUGCGCUGGAAUAAAAUUAACGAACCUUAAAGAACAUCAAUUAUAUUCGGGAUCUAAACGUAUUAAGGUUCUGAAGAAGAAGUUUAUCUCAUAGACCAUUCCGUAUGACUUCCUUCCUCUACCAUAACAAACAUGUCACAUGGGUGAAGUUCUGUCCACUCUAAUGUCCACGAACAGCUCACGAACACAUUUAUACGAUUGUUUAACCGUGUAAAAGUAUAUAAGAUGGGAAAGAAGAAGACUCGUGGAGAGGGUUCGGGGUUGGGGAGAGCUUUAAUAAAGGAGAGACUGAACGCAGGCCGUGGAUACAGGAGAAAUGACACAUGGCUUCACACCAGUGAGCUGAAUGAUGGAUAUGAUUGGGGUCGACUCAACCUGCAGUCUGUCACAGAGCAGAGCUCUCUGGACGACUUUCUGGCCACAGCUGAACUUGCUGGAACUGAAUUUGUUGCAGAGAAGCUGAACAUAAAAUUUGUCCCAGCUGAAGCGAGGGCCGGCUUGCUUUACUUUGUUUCGGAAUCGAAUGCCUGCUUUCAUUACUCUGUUUCUCCUUCAUGUUUGGUGGUUAAGGGAGAAGAGCCGAUGGACCAAGAGGGUCAGAGUGAUACGGAACAGGAAGCAACCUCCAAAAAUGUCACAGAUCUUCAUGAGGAAAAUAGCACUUCACCUAAUGAAGAGAAAGAUGAGAGUGAGCAGGAGGAAGAAGAGGAAAGUGAAGAAGGAAGAGUUUGUGUCGAUGAGACAGAAUGGCAGACAUGCUCUGAGGAAUCAGGAGACGAAGAUCAUGCUGAGGAGAAAACAGAAUCCACAACGGUUUCAUCUUUCUACAACUCCAGCCGUUUGUUACGCAAAGAUGAGCUGCUGGAAAUGUUUAAGUCUGUGCAUUCUGGGCCGACAUGCAAAGAUGGACAAAUCACAGUUGGACUGGUGGGAUAUCCUAAUGUUGGAAAAAGCUCUACCAUCAACACCAUCCUGAGGAAUAAGAAAGUCUCCGUUUCAGCUACACCUGGACACACAAAGCAUUUUCAGACUCUGUUUGCUGAUCCUGGUCUCUGCCUGUGUGAUUGUCCUGGACUGGUCAUGCCUUCUUUUUUGUCCACCAAAGCCGAGAUGAUUUGCAGCGGGAUCCUACCCAUCGAUCAGAUGAGAGAUCACGUUCCAGCCAUCUCUUUGGUAUGUCAGACUAUCCCUCGAACUGUGCUGGAGGGGACCUACGGAAUCAACAUAAUCAGACCAAGAGAGGACGAGGACCCCGAUCGACCCCCCACCUAUGAGGAGCUGCUCAUGGCAUAUGGAUAUAUGAGAGGCUUCAUGACAGCACACGGCCAGCCAGACCAGUCAAGAUCAGCCCGUUACGUUUUGAAAGACUAUGUCAGUGGUAAGCUCCUUUACUGCCACCCUCCACCCCACAUCAGCCCUAAAGACUUCCAGCCUCAGCAUGCCAGGUUUGCCAGGCGGAGUGGAGGAGUCGAACAGAUUGCUAGCGAUGCCGACAAACCCUCAAAAGUCAAACGCAUAGAGAACACAGUGGAUAAACAUUUCUUUCAUCAAGAAAAUGUGCGAGCACUGACCAAGGGUGUGCAGAUGGUGAUGGGUUAUAAUCCCGGAAGUGGUCCUGUUGGGCCUGGAAACACAAACACAGAACAACAGACUGGGAAACCCUGGAAAAAGCACGGUAACCGGAACAAGAAGGAGAAAGUGAGAAGACUCAACAAACAUCUGGAUGCAUAAUCCCUAUACUAAGAUGUUUAUUGGAUAUACUAUUUAAUGCAAAGACUUUAAUUUCACCAUGGCUUAUACCUGGAUGGGAUUGAUAAGUACUGCUGGACAUUCCCCUUUGUAUGAAAUAUCAUCACUCAUAAUAAUAAUAACUCUGUAUUUUAUCAGUGUAUUGAAUGAAAGAGAGUAAUUGACACAGACAAAUGCUAAUAAAUGAAGAUCUCCUUAUAAUGUCCUUAAAAGUAGUUUUGUUCUAUACUAAAAUUGUGGAUUCCAUUUUCCAUUCCAGUAGAAUAUGUGGAUGUCUAACAAAGCUGACAAUGAUAAUAU